GGGGUGUUUUUUGGGGGGGUAGGUCAUUGAAGUGGGACUCUGGAGGUACAGUCUGUUCUCCCAGGGAUGCCACCCACUUCCUGCGUGGUAGGAGGAGGAAAGUCACUUGUUGUUCUAGGUCUCAGCUCCCCAGCUGAGAAUGAUGCUGUCUCCCUCCUCUCCUUUUCCAGCUUGCUUGUUUAUCUCACUAACUUUUCAUCAGAGUAACAUCCACUCUGCCUCUGUGCUGAGCACAGUGGGUCCUGCUCUUGGCUGGGGCUUCUAGACAACACUACGAAUAACAGACAUGAUUCUCUCUCUGUGCCUGUCUUCUCCCUCUCUGUCCAUGCUCCAGUGCUUGUGAGACUCUGCAAAGAGACGCUGUCUUCUGCUGCUUCGGGAUCCCAGCAAGAAAUGGGAGUCUGAUGGAUAGUAAAUGUACCUGCUUUGUUUAAAACGCAGCCAAACAGAUAAGUGCACUUUCAAUUAUCUCCAAACAGUGCUUUAGACAUAGCUGUGCACAGCAUCUCGGUUCAGUUUGGUGAGGCUCUGUGCUUCACGCCUGCAAAUGAAUGCUGUGUGGGUCUCAUUUCAGCUGAGAAAUACCAGACGAUAUUGGUAUUUCACAUUAAGGUAAUUAAUUGGUGUCUGAGGGAACUGCAGCUGAGGGGUUGGGAGGCUCCCAAGGGUCUUUCCCUGCUCUUCCAUAGCUGCUGUCUCCCGCAGCCCUGUGAGGUUUUGGGACUCUGAGGAGCAGCUCUGUGGGACCAGACGAGGCUGACGUGACCCAUCUGAGCCGUAAAGAGUCCUCCGGGACUCAUUAGAGGUUUAAUAACUAGACUUGGCUGGUUUGAUUGAGAAGAUGCUUGUGCAGGCUUGGCACAAUCUCAGAGAAACCAGCUCGUGCUGCUGGCAGGAGAAAGGGCUUUCUGCAUGUGCUUGUCGUAUGUGUGCAGAGAAAGUGAUAACCCUGCUUCCUCCUGCCGGCUUCCAGGUGGGAAAAGAGCUGGGGAUGGGGGAGAAAAGACCUUGGUUACACUGAGUUUGCACAGGGCAUGCAAAGAAGUAUUGUGGGUGAAUUGUAACAAGAAUGGUCCCCUCAAAGUUAGGGAAUCUAACUCUACCAUCUCUCUACCAAGAAAGCAAUUUCUGGCUGCUUAGGUCUGCUUCUAGAGGUGACCACUGUCUCCUUGUGGACACACCACUGCAAUUACUAAAUUAUUCAAGAAACCCAUAAAAUAGGGUCUCAUGUAAAGCACAGCUUUGCAAUAAUAUACAGCCAUGGGGCUGGAGCAAAUAUUCACCAUAAUGCAAUUUACUGUGUUAGAAUAAUGAAAAAAGCAUUGAAGCUGGGUGUGUGAGCAUUGUUGGGGAUGUGUGGCAGGAGGCCGGACAAGAGCCAAAUUAUCUACUCCAGACUUGUCUUGCCUGCUCUGCCAGGGAUAAUUACCAGUGUAAAACAUCUACCUGGCUAUUAGGAAAACUAGAGACCUGUUUGCUGCAGCAAAUUAGGCUGCAGUAACUGACCUGAAUUCGUGUUACCUUCCUAAACAAAAGGUGAGUUUCUUGGUGAAGUUGCCAAUUUAGGAGUGAUAGAUAUGGGAGAGACAAGGAGGGGAAGGGAGAGGCUGCUGCACUUUGCGAGAACUGAAUCUGGAUCAACUCAUGAUCCCUGAAGUGUCUGAAGUUCCUUCUUUUCUAGGAAAAACUUCACUGCUGCUAUUACCAAGAAUUUUUUAAUAUUAAUAGAAGAAAUGACAUGUCUGUUAGUAAUGACUAAGUUCUGUCUUACAAUUGUAAACAGUAUUUAUUCCUGACUCUUCAAUACUUUGAAAGCAAAAAGGCUUGACGCUGUAUGAAGAAACACUGAUAAAAUGGAGCUCUAGGGAGACAAUCAGGGCUAGUUCAUUCAGCAAGGAUGGAUAGGAAGUUCAAAAAGCUUAAAUCAUCUCUGUGCACCAACUAAUGCAGCUUAAUGUUUUUCUAACCUCAGAGGUUCUCAAGGUCUUGAUUGUUAGGUUGGCAACUUUAAAUCUGUUUUUUGCCAGUGAGCUGAAAUCAAUGUACCCCUGUAUUAGGUCGCAUUAAAUUAACCCUAAGCUGGCCAGUUCCAGUCUGGGCACUCUGAUAUUGAUCAAAGUCAAAUCUGGAAACCAUCCUGAAGUGUGGCUGGCAUGCAACAUGUGGUGCCUGGAAGAAGAAGCAGCAGAAAACACUUAGAGUGUCUCUUGGGAGCUGUACUGAUGAGAGAGAUGAUACCAAGGGUGUUCUAUGCACCUGUGGUUUGGCUGGUGCUUCCUGAAGCUGAGGAGAACAGAUUCAACAGCUCUUAACAGGUUAUUGAAAAAAAAAUUUGUCCAGAAAAGAAGAUCCUCGAAACCCUAACUCCUUGUCUUACAGGUGAACCUUGAGGAAACUUGGGGACUGUAGCUCCUGAAUGCAUGACCUUCCCCUGUGAUUAGACAAAAGCCAUGGGGAAAGACAAGAAAGAAGAGGCCAUCUUCCUGAGGAAAAAGAUAACCUUGCUGCGGGCUUUCUCGCUGCUCAUUGGCAGCAUGGUUGGCAGUGGCAUCUUUAUUUCUCCCAAAGGAGUACUGAAAAACUCUGGCAGCGUGGGCUUCUCCCUGGUCGUCUGGUUCUCCUGUGGGCUCCUCUCCAUGUUUGGUGCCUUGUGCUAUGCAGAGCUUGGAACAAGAAUCACCAAGUCUGGAGGACAUUAUAUCUACAUUUUGGAGACACUAGGACCUCUGCCAAGCUUCUUAUUCCUGUGGGCAGAGUUUUUUGCUAUCAGGCCUGCCAACAGUGCUGUGGUUUCCUUGGCAUUUGGACGCUACAUGCUGGAGCCAUUUUUUGCCCCCUGUGCUGCCCCUGUGCCUGCGGUGAAGCUCGUGUCUCUCCUGGGCUACUACACGGUCCUCACCCUCAAUUCCUGGAGUGUCACCUGGAGCGCACGGCUGCAGACGGCUCUCUCUGUUGUUAAACUCCUGGCUCUUGCACUCAUCAUCGUGCCAGGGAUGAUGCUGCUGGCCCAGGGCCACACCGAACACUUCCAGGAUGCUUUUGACCGACAGUCUCUGGUUCUGGAUAAGCUCCCCCUGGCUUUCUAUGCAGGCAUGUUCGCAUACUCAGGCUGGUUUCAGACCAGCUUUGUGCGUGAAGAGUUGGUCAAACCUGAACGAAAUAUCCCCCUGGCUGUCAUCGUGUCUGUGAUCACGGUAAUUGUGGGGUACAUGCUCACCAAUGUCUCGUAUUACACAGUCCUGGGAACACAAGAUGUUCUGGCUUCUCCUGCUGUGGCUGUGAGCUUUGUGCAGCGAGCCUUCAAAAGCCUGAUCUCCGUGGUCCCUGUCCUUGUUGCACUGUCCUGCUUUGGAACCAUGAAUGGAGGAAUCUUCACAUUUUCAAGGACUCUGUUUGUGGCUUCCAGGGAAGGACAGUGGCCUCCCCUCUUCUCUAUGAUCCACAUUCGACGGCAUACACCCCUUCCUGCUGUCAUGUUAAUGUUCCCUUUGGUCACUGCCAUGGUGUGCAUUGGAGACAUCUACCAUCUACUGAACUUCUUCAGCUUUUCCCGAUGGCUCUUCAUAGGAUUAGCCACCCUCGGGCUCAUCGUCCAUCGCCACCGUCACCCAGAGCUGCACAGCCCCUUCAAGGUUCCCCUGUUUGUUCCUGUCUCUUUUACCAUCAUCUGCCUCUUCACAGUGGCAAUGUCUUUCUACUCAGACCCUGUGAGCAUUAGCAUUGGAUGCACCAUGGUUUUGAGUGGUUUUCCAGUCUACUACCUCAUAAUUCACAGGCAGAUGUCAGACCGCUGCCGCAACCUGUUUUAUUAUCUUACACACAAACUACAGUUACUGCUGGAAGUUGUCCAACAAGAAAUCAAGACUUACUGAGAAAACCAUCAGAAACUCACAGAAGACGAUAAAAAUAUAUUACUCCAUUUUUGACACCUUUGAUCCUACCAAAAGCAGGCCAUGCUUUUAUUCUUUUUAGUCAGUGCAAAUGAGGAUGACUGAGCCAAAACCAUGCUGCAAGUGUUCCUAAGCUUGCCAAUUGGGAUCUCUUCCUGCCCUUUUUUCAGAAGAGCAAAUUAGUUCUCUGAAAUGAGCUUGCUUUGCCUGCAGUGUCUUUGAAACCGAGAUCCUAAUUUUGCAGCCUAGCCCAGUCUUGAGUAAAACUGAGUGUGUGUGUGCGUGUGUGAGUACAGAGACAAUAUUUUGUUUUCCUAACUUGGCAAAUAGAGGAAGGAGGCAUGUUGCAGAACUUAGAAUCCAAUACAUGGAAGCCAAAUGCAAGUUUCAAACAGAACCACUGUAGUAGCCUCAUCGUGGACAAGGAGAAAGGUUGGGGACAGCAAGUUAGAGAUAAGGUAGAUUGAUUGGAAAGGGGAAGGCAGGGGGAUAAAAUUUUGUUCACCAGAAAGUGAAGGUUCAGCUAAUGAGAAGAUAUUUGAAAUUCAAGUAUUAGCAAAGUAAGAUCAUAAUGUUUUUGCUUUGAUUUUUGUAUAAGCAGGAUGAGUUUUUUUAGCUUGCAAAUAAUCUUUCAACUUUGAAUUUUACUUUUAUGGAAUGACAUUUUAAAAUGUACAAAUGCAUUAAAAAAAAAUCAGCUAAAUAUCAACUAGAAUAUGACAGAAUAGAUCCUGGUCCCACCCCUGACUUCCCAGAUCUGCUCCUCACCAGUGAAGCUGAAAACUCAAAAUUUGGCUCAGCUCCAGUGAAAUACAAUUCCUCCUUUAAUUAGACAGGACCACUGAUGAGACUUGGGCAGGUUCCUGAAUAAGCACAUCUUUUAGUGCUGUAAGAAGAAGUGAGUGACUUCACAUCCAAGCUUUAACUUGCUGAUUGCACAUGACUUGCUGAUUCAAUCCAUAAAUCUUAAUUUGAGAUAAUGGCAUGAGAAAGGUUUCCAUUAUUGGAUUACUUUAGUUUACAUUAUUAAUGAGACAAUGUUAUGUCCAGAUAAAACAGUAAUUAGCCGUUUACAAUCAUGUAAUUGUUAAUCGGUUCCUAAAAGAUGGGAAGUAGCAUGCUGAGACUCCUGCUGGAAAGAGGAACAGCAGAACAUGGAGCAUUUUUUAAUCCUUUGUAUCAAACAUUUAUGUACCUAAAAUAAAAACAAAAUACCAUUUACAAACCAAACGUAAUCUACUGAAACAUGUAAAAUUUUGGAACUAAAGUUGGGGUUUUUUCAAAGCAAUUGAGAAUUAUUAUUCUUGUAAUGACUGCUUCCUGUUCCUGUGCUGAAUUAAGCUGGGAGAGCAACAGUGUGGUUGCAGGGCUUGUUUCCCCACUAGCCUCCCACAAUUUAAUUUACAAGCUGCUGGACACUGUCCAACAGGAAAUACAGUCUCGCUGGGAAAAUCCUCACUAUGGAAACCAUCACAAUUUACAGGAGAAGGUACUGGCUUUAAAUGAUAGAAUGGAUUCAAGAGAGAUCUGGAAAUGCUUCCAGGUUCCCAGACAAGAGCCAGUCCCUCCUUGUGCCAGGCUUUGCUGAAGCUGAACCCCCUGGAACACCUUCCCACCGUGGCCAUUGUCCCCAGGGAUGGCGAUACCCACAGCACCCCAUGGCUGGGAUCCAGUGUGGGUGGCUGGGGGACCAAUCUGCAGAAGACUUUGCAGAACCAGGUGAGCCCAAUCACCCCAACAUUUCCUGAGACCACCCACUUAGGUACUGGUUUGGGGGAUUUUACACAUCUUAAGGUAGAAGCACGAGGUACUGCCAGCCUGGUCCGAGGCUGCAAUACCCCUGUGAACACAGUGUGCACUUGUUGUGGCAUCAUUACUCCCACAUCUAACCUUGGAGCAGUCUGAAAUUGCAACAGAGCUGCUGUGUUUCACAGAGGCACAGAGAAAGGGUGAAAUGUCCUUUCUUUGUCCAUUUCCUCUGAAGAGAAAACAUGAACGAGAAUUGAAAUUCCUGGGAGGAGACUUUGUAACACUACCUGCUGGACCAUGGUUUCUAUAAAGGAUAAAUCAUUUGAUGUAUGCAGGGAAAGCACACUUGGGUGUCUCUGCUGACUGUGCAGGAAUAUGAUCUUGCAGGGCUAUACAUAGGAUGACUGCUCCAAGACCUGUCAGAUACUGGAAAUGCAGACAGAUAUAGUACCAUGGUUGAGAAAUCAGAGGUUCAACAGCUCCACAAAUGACAUUGCAAUUAAAAGGGAUAAUAAUAAAAAAUACUAUGUUCGGAAAGUAUCAGUUUACGGUGAGCUCAAGUUUCCAGUUUGUGGAGAGUUGUUUGUUUUUAGAGAGGAUGGUGUGCUUCUCCCAGCAAAGAUAUGUAAACAUUUUCUACCAAGCCAGAAUGCUCUUCCUAAAGCUGCUAUCUCAUGCUUACCGAAGCUCCUAGGCCUCAGUAGGCCUAAGAGCUUCAAGAACAGCCAGAAGCGAGAGAGUUCAACUUCAUAAACACAUCUGUGGAUUUUGUUUUGGUUUUUUGUGUGUGUGUGUGCAGUAGGGGUUUUGUGGUUUUUUUGGUUGUUGGGUUGGUUGGUUUGUUCAUUUUAAUGCUACGUCUAUAGGAUGCACUCAGAGCGCACCCUUUCCGGAGACUCAGAAAUUUGUGUUUCAGCCACUACUAAUCUGGUGUGACUGGAUCACCAGGAAAGAAAAAUGUUCUGGGCAAUUCAAGAAUGCAAACUGUGGAAAAAAAAAAAAAAAAAAGGUCAAAGAAAUGCUUGCAUCUGAACAAGUUUGCAUAGUCAAGACUACUUGACUUGUUGUUAAGCUUUAUGCCUCAGAGCUCUGCUGGGGAACGCUGUCAGCUUCUAAAAGGCUGGAGGUCAGGCUGGAAAGCUCCUAAGCCUUGUCUGAUUUCUGUGGGGAAGAGCAGAGAGGAGCACCAGACUUCAAGGUACAGGAACAUAGACACCUGGGACUGUGCAGAGCUCGGAGGGCUGAGUGAGCCUGUCUCGUGGGGCUCUGUGCUCGGCACACACGUUUGUGUUACUCAGUGUGGCUCUGCUUGCUGCAAACCCCCCACCAGUGCCAUCACUAACCCUGGGGAGAGUGGCACCCACUUUCUGCACUGAGAUUUGCGGGUCACUUUGCAAGCCAGCGCCAGCUGCUGGCUUUCCAAGAAUGAUGUCCAGCAGAAGCUGCUCCUUGCAGGAAGGAGAAGGUCCGGAAUACCCCAGCCACCGGCAGGCUGGGAGUGUGGGGGUUCAGAAUGUCACCAUGGAGAAUGGCUCUGUCUGGCGUGGGGUCUUGGGAGAGACGGGCAGGCCGUGUUUGGCAGAGGCAAGACAGAGAGCAGGAGGAGAAACAAAGAGUAGGAUAGUUAAAGGGAAAUUGGGAGAGGAGACUGUAACCUGUAGUCGUCGGAGAUGUAAAAUAUGUAACCUUAGAAACUGAAGUUUUGUAGCUGCUGAACUGUUAGUUUGUAACAGCAUAUAAAGAUGUGCCUUGUACAAUAAAAGUUGGCUUUGCAUGCA
Corvus hawaiiensis (hawaiian crow) is the source of this 7417-nucleotide messenger RNA. RefSeq names its product cystine/glutamate transporter-like. The transcript is spliced from 13 exons. The coding region runs from base 2451 to 3872 and encodes 473 amino acids. The record is from RefSeq and is a predicted model, not a curated record. Gene Ontology annotation, cellular component: membrane. Gene Ontology annotation, biological process: amino acid transmembrane transport. NCBI's taxonomy places the organism in Eukaryota, Metazoa, Chordata, Aves, Passeriformes, Corvidae. Gene Ontology annotation, molecular function: L-amino acid transmembrane transporter activity.